Molecule: messenger RNA, 1619 nt
Organism: Anoplophora glabripennis (Asian longhorned beetle)
Lineage: Eukaryota; Metazoa; Arthropoda; Insecta; Coleoptera; Cerambycidae
Gene: Trm1
Product: probable tRNA (guanine(26)-N(2))-dimethyltransferase
Exons: 8
Coding region: 32-1615 (527 amino acids)
Biological process (GO): tRNA N2-guanine methylation
Cellular component (GO): nucleus
Molecular function (GO): RNA binding
Source: RefSeq, a predicted model, not a curated record
ACUAACCUCAAAAUUUUACAUCCGUGGAAAAAUGGAAACAGAUAAUCAGAAUGAAACACAAAUAAUUACCGAGGGUCUUGCUAAAAUUCGGACUGCUGGCAAUGUUUUUUACAACCCAGUUCAAGAAUUUAAUAGAGACUUGAGCAUUUCAGUUAUAACAACAUUCGCUAAACUUUACACUGAAGAGAAAAUUAAAAAGGCAGAUAAGCAACCUAAUGAUAUUAAUGUUAUUACAAGUUAUAAAAAUGACACUGCGACGGCGGGAGUUAAAUGUGAGGAUGGAAUUUCAAUUUUAGAAGCUCUAUCUGCAACAGGUUUAAGAAGCAUACGAUAUGCUAAAGAAAUACCCGGAAUCAAGGAAAUAAUAGCUAAUGAUAUUAGUCAUAAAGCUGUAGAAGACAUAAAAAGAAACAUUGCAGAGAAUAAUGUGGCAGACAUUGUAAGUCCGAGUCACAGUGAUGCUACUUUGUUAAUGUAUCAACAUCGUAAAGGUAAUCAGUUUGAUGUGAUAGACCUAGAUCCUUACGGUUGCCCUUCCGUCUUCCUCGAUUCUGCUGUACAAGCUGUCAAAGAAGGUGGUCUGUUACUUAUUACUGCAACCGAUAUGGCUGUGCUAGCAGGAAACUCUCCAGAGACCUGCUACAGUAAAUAUGGAGCGGUAUCGUUAAGGAUAAAGAGCUGCCAUGAGAUGGCGCUCAGGAUUUUAUUACAGUGUAUCGAGGCACACGCAAAUCGUUACGGGCGAUAUAUAAUACCUCUAAUCUCCUUAUCGGCAGAUUUUUAUGUGAGGGUUUUCGUUAGGGUGUUUUCUGGAGCUUACAAAUGCAAGUUCACAACUAGCAAAUUGUCUCAUGUAUAUCAUUGCACUGGCUGUGAUAGUUUUGCAUUGCAACCUUUGGGGAUUCUAAGGACAAAUGACAAGAAUAAUAAACAAGUCAAAUUUAGUUUACCGACGGGACCUUCGGUACCCCAGAAAUGUGAGCACUGUGGCCAUCCACAUCAUAUUGGUGGGCCUAUCUGGUCUGCUCCAUUACAUUCUCCAGAAUUUGUACAAGCAGUUUUGAGGGCUGCUCCAGAAAAUCUUAACACUUAUAAACGAAUUCAAGGUGUUCUUAGUGUUAUCGGCGAGGAACUCUUGGACGUUCCACUGUACUAUACUUUGGAGCGUCUCAGUGGUGUUAUCCACGUUGAAAUGCCUCCUAUAUUGGCUCUAAGAUCUGCAAUAUUAAAUGCGGGCUAUAAAGUGUCGUUUACGCAUAUGAACAAAACAUCUGUAAAAACCAACGCUCCUGCUAAGGUAAUUUGGGAUAUUAUGAGGUGUUGGGAAAAGAAACAUCCUAUUUCUAAAAAGAGACAUAUAGAGAACACGCCGGUAUUCAACAUUUUGGCGCAGCAACCCGAAAAGGACUAUUCUUUCGAGAUUCAUCCGAAUGCCAAUCCUGAAUCGAGGAAAAUGGGUUUUCUCAGGUUUCAAGAGAACCCGUCGCCGCAUUGGGGUCCUGGAUCUAGAGCAACGGCUAUGGUGGGUGAUCAAAAAAUUUUGAAGAGUAAAAAAAAUCAAGGGAAGAGAAAAAGGGAAUUGUCUCAGGAAAGUAUUGAAUCAAAAAAAGAAUAAAUAU